This is a messenger RNA of Juglans microcarpa x Juglans regia, 1666 nucleotides long. Its product is annotated as protein EARLY-RESPONSIVE TO DEHYDRATION 7, chloroplastic-like. Lineage: Eukaryota; Viridiplantae; Streptophyta; Magnoliopsida; Fagales; Juglandaceae. The transcript is spliced from 4 exons. Bases 80 to 1465 code for a protein of 461 amino acids. The record is from RefSeq and is a predicted model, not a curated record. Gene Ontology annotation, cellular component: plasma membrane.
AAGUAGUUAAAGCGGUUGAAGUCAUGGUCUGAGGAAGAACUCUUAUUUAUUUUUCUCGUAACAGUAACAGGCAUCAACAAUGGCUUCCCAACACCCAAACCCGAAAACUCCGAUCUACCCGGAAGUGAUUCAAUCAAACCCCGAAGCCCCCUCAAACCCUAAGUCUUCCUCCUCCUCCAAUCUCUACCCCUCCAUUGACAUGCGAGACCUCGUCGAAAACCUCUUUCCCGUUGAACCCCAAAAUCCUAACCCUAACAGCCACGAAUACCCCUCGGCCCCGCCCGAGGCUACCGAGGAGGUUUUGAUCAAGGUCCCUGGCGCUAUUCUCAACCUCGUAGACAAGCACUACAGCGUCGAGCUGGCCUGCGGCGACCUUAACGUUGUACGUAUACGGCAGGGGGUCAACGCCGUUGUCGUCCUCGCACGCGUCGCCGACGAGAUCCAAUGGCCGUUGGCCAAGGACGAGGCCGCCGUCAAGCUCGACGACUCGCAUUACUUUUUCUCGUUCCGCGUGCCCAAGGAGCACCACUCUGGGUCUGAUUCGAGCGACGAGGAAGACAAUCGAGAUAGGAAUGACUCCGAUGAUUUCUUGAGUUACGGAUUGACGAUCGCUUCCAAGGGGCAAGAGGGUCUGAUUAGAGAGCUGGACGGAAUUUUGCAGAAUUACAGUUGCUUCUCAGUGCAGAAGGUUUCCAAGAAUGCGAAUAUUAAGAAGGGCGAAGCAUUGGACGGGUCAGUGGCAAAGGAGAUUUCUCCGGCGGAUUUGAAGUCGGAGAAGAAGGAUCUCAUGGAGAAGCAGUGCGCCGCGUACUGGACGACGCUAGCUCCGAAUGUGGAGGACUACAAUGGGAUGGCCGCGAAGAUUAUUGCUGCGGGUUCAGGAAAGCUGAUCAAGGGGAUAUUGUGGUGCGGGGAUGUUACGGUGGAGAGAUUGAAGUUUGGAAAUGAGGUCAUGAAGAAAAGGUUGUCUCCGUGUUCCAAUUCGGAGAUUGAUCCCAAAACCUUAAAGCGGAUUAGAAGGGUUAAGAGGGUGACUAAAAUGACGGAGAAAGUUGCAAAUGGAGUCCUCUCUGGUGUUGUUAAAAUCUCUGGAUUUCUUACAGGUUCAGUUGCAAAUUCGAAAGUGGGCAAGAAAAUUUUUAACCUACUGCCUGGGGAGAUUGUUCUUGCAUCCCUAGAUGGAUUUAGCAAAGUCUGCGAUGCUGUUGAAGUAGCUGGAAAAAGUGUCAUGUCAACAUCAUCCACUGUGACAACUGAACUCGUAUCCCAGAGGUAUGGGGAACAAGCAGCUCAUGCAACAAGCGAAGGGCUUGAUGCUGCAGGCCAUGCUAUGGGCACUGCGUGGGCUGCUUUUAAGAUCCGAAAGGCAUUCAACCCUAAAAGUGUUCUUAAACCUACCACUUUGGCCAAAUCGGCUGCUAAAGCUGCAGCAGCAGCAGAGAAGAAGGCCAAGAAGUCCAAGUAAUUUUCCGAUGGGAAAUAUCCCAAGUGUAAUGGAGGUUUCUCCAUAUACAAAGUAUAGCCUGUUCUCCUAUUCUUCUUCCACAUCUUCUUGUAUAAAGCAUCAUGUAAUUCAAUGUUGUUGCAUGUUAGCCAAUAUAAAGGGUGUGCAUAUUAAACCAAAUUGUAUUUUUUAUUCGUCUGUUUUUUCAUGUACAAAGACAAA